This is a messenger RNA of Erythranthe guttata (spotted monkey flower), 904 nucleotides long. The record is from RefSeq and is a predicted model, not a curated record. NCBI's taxonomy places the organism in Eukaryota, Viridiplantae, Streptophyta, Magnoliopsida, Lamiales, Phrymaceae.
AUGCUUGACUCCGGGGCCCACCCAAAGGAACACGAUAUUGGCCUUUAUCCGCGUGAAUCGGGGAUCCAGAGCCUCUCUGGGGCUUACAAACCCCACGCCGUAUUUAAAGUCUUGCUCCAAUCGUUCUAUCCCCCGUUCGAAGUUCCUAGAAAGAUCACGUCAAUAUCAGCAAAUAACGAAGAACGCAAGCUUCAAAGAGGAAAAAGAGUACUAGGCGAAGAACGCAUCAAAAAGGCACAUCCCAUGCGGAAAAGUCUUGCAGAGUGUGGUACAUCGUUCGAUACUGGAGUAAGAAGGAGCAAAAGAAUCAAGAUGAGACCUCUAGAAUACUGGAAAGGAGAGAGAUUCCUAUUUGGCCGUGUCGAUGACAGCAUGAAGCUGAUAGGAGUGAAGUAUAUCUCUCCAGGGAAGAGUGACAAUGACAACAUGAAAGUAAAACCUUACAUCUUGUCCGAAUCUCCCGAUUACAAGGAGCUUCUUGAACUGGCAGCUCGCCAUUGACGCUACUUACGAUUUUCCGGUGAGGGUUCAUUGGUUAGUCGUUUUUAUGAUCUGAUUUCGCAGGAAGAAAGAAAUUACAUAUUUCCUCGUUUUAACUUCUAUAUAUUACCUUGCCUUCUUGUCUGUCUUCUGUAUGGGAGUUAAAAAACUUAAAAAGUCAGACUCAACGGCCUGAAUAUUAAGUAUUGUUGUAUGUAAGGUUAUUUAGUCCUUAGUCCUUUAAGAUUGAGAAAACAUCAUUUUAAGCCACACUUCUUCUUCUUCAGAAUGUGCUACAUACUUGCUUUUUCCGUAUCCCAAAAGGCACAAAAACCUUCUCUAAACAAGAGGUGGGCCCUACCCCCUAGUUCUUAUCGCCAUUUGUAAUAUUCUCUCUUUUAUAGUAUAUGCAAGUUGUAGCAAG